Molecule: messenger RNA, 1331 nt
Organism: Athalia rosae (coleseed sawfly)
Lineage: Eukaryota; Metazoa; Arthropoda; Insecta; Hymenoptera; Athaliidae
Product: ketimine reductase mu-crystallin
Exons: 7
Coding region: 186-1202 (338 amino acids)
Cellular component (GO): cytoplasm
Molecular function (GO): hormone binding
Source: RefSeq, a predicted model, not a curated record
AAGAAAAAUAAUAAACAGAAUUCCGUCGUCGCGAAGUACGGGUAUUAAACAGUGACUUACUAGCUACAACAUUUAAAUACGUUGUGGCUAUAUGUGAUGUUGGAAUGCAAGUAGAUAUCACAUAAUAUAGAAGUAUUACAUUUUACGGUAAAAUAUCUUAUGACUUUAUCAGACAUCGCAAAGAAAUGGCGGCUACAGCACCAAUUUAUUUGAAUGAGGAAAAGGUGGUUGACCUUUUAGAAGGGCAAUGGUUAGCUUUGAUCAAUGCAAUGCACAGAUCUUUUUUGGCAGUUGCUGCAAAAAAUGCCGUACAACCACCUAGAACUUCUACAACUGUCAACGAUACAGGAGUCCUGAUGUCAAUGCCUGGUUACGUUGACCUCAAGACCUUAGAUGGGGAAGACGGAGAGAACGUGUUGACUUGCAAACUGGUAACCCAGUUUCCCGAAAAUUCUCAAAGAAAUCCACCGAUGCCGGCUAUUCUGGCAACGAUUCUUAUGUUCGAUUCUGCGACCGGAAAAUUAAAUUACAUCAUCGACGCUACGGAAAUAACGGCGAGAAGAACUGCGGCUGCCUCUGUGGCUGCCACGAAUAUUCUUUAUAAAAACCGGCAUUCGAAAACUACCGAGGAUCCUUUUAUCCUAUGCAUAUUAGGCGCUGGAGUUCAGGGGAAAAAUCACGCGAUAGCUUUCAACGCCGCGUAUCCGAACAUAUCAGAGAUCAGAAUAUGGAACCGCGGGCGAUCAAAAGCUGAGCGUUUGGUCGAUGAAUUGAAAUCUCUCGGCAUCCAUCAGGCGGUUUUGGCUUCUACGGAACGACAAUGUGCUGAAGGAGCCGAUGUUUUGGUUACAGCCACGCGUGCUUCUCAGCCAAUUCUUCGCGGUGGCUGGGUCAAGAAAGGCGCCCACAUAAACGCGGUUGGUGCCGGCGAGACUCAUUAUUCAGAGUUGGAUUUACCGCUCUACCGAAGGGCGAAGAUUUAUCUGGCCGACGAGGAUACUGGACGAAGUGAAUUACAGGGUUUGGAGAGUUUGGGUAUCCCAUUGAUCGGCACAGUCGGUGACAUCGUUCUAAAACCACAUCUCAUGCCCAACCAAGAGGAAGUAACCGUCUUCCAGUCUUGUGGUAUGGCUGCCGAAGACGCCUUGGCUGCUCAACUGGUUUACAAACGUCAUUUGCAAGCUCAGAAAAUCAAUAAUUGAACAUCAUCUCACUGAUUUAUGAAUUCAUUUUUAUCAAUUUUUGCAGAGCUAAUGCUAUGAAACAAUGCUAAUCGUACUGUAUACAAUUUUUUUUAUGGGGGAAAAAAUAAAAUCAGAUAUUUUAUUCUA